GGAUUCGUUGACGUCACGGUGGUUCCGCGCAUGCGCAGUCUGCAUAGAGGGGGAAGAUGGCGGAUGUUUCUUUGGACGAGGUGAUCCGCCGCCGCUUUACUAAAAGGCCGGUUUUUGGGAGAGGAGCUGGGAUAAUGGGCAGAGGCGCAGGAUUGGCGGGCAGAGGGCCCGGAUUGGCUGGCAGAGGCGCUGGAUUGGCUGGCAGAGGGGCUGGAUUGGCUGGCAGAGGGGGCGGAUUGGCAAGCAGAGGGGCGGGGAUGGUAGGUCGGACAUUUGACGCCCGGCAGAAGAUCGGCACCAGUGACGUCAGGCAGAGACUUGGAGGAGGUGCAGGGUUCCAGGUAAAGGACGCGAGAGAGCGUUUGGGGCAAAAGGAUGCACGUUUCCGAAUCCGGGGCCGAGGGGGCAGUGUAAACUCAGUGCAGGACGCCAGACAGACCAUAAACUCUCGCAAACAACAACCAACGGACGCUCCUGCAGCCAGCGGCCACACCCCCAUACCCCACAUACACAUCCAGAACACCACCCCAGUCAUCAACACAGUCAGGGCCUUCCCCACCAAUCAGGGACUCAACUCCAGAGUAGGUGUGGCCAUACAGCCUGGUGGAGGGCUAACGAAAAUGGUAGAUGCACGAGACAGGCUGAGCCUCAAGAGGAACAUCUCAUCGCCCAAUCAGGGACCAGCACCUCCGCUUAAGAUCACCAAAACCAUCCAGCAAAGACCUGUGGGUAUGACCAGUGGAAUCCGCAUUAAUGUUCACGGCAGGACACCUCAGGGUCUGUCUGUUGCUGCUGCUGCUGCUGUUGAUGAUGAUGACGGUGACAUUCCUAAUAAACAGAUGAAGAUCACCGCCCCCAAUGUCCUGACACAGACACGAGUGGGUCCAGGUCCAUCAUUCUCCAUGUCCACACCCAUCACUAAGGUGGUAAAGAAUGACUCUUACACAGCCCCUCCCCCUCCUGCCCCUGUUGCUGUGGCACCCACCCGUCCUAGCGCCCGUCCCCCCACACAGAACCUGCAGCCGGUUUCCCGGACGAUGGUAACUGGCCAGGCGGCUUCAGGAAAUGGCAGUUCACUAACACCUCCACAGCCGGUGUUCAGUCCAUUGGAAGGAACUAAGAUCACAGUAAAUAAUCUGCACCCGCGAGUCACAGAGGAGGACAUAGUGGAGCUGUUCUGUGUGUGUGGAGCACUAAAGAGAGCGAGGCUGGUGAAGGUGGGCGUGGCCGAGGUGGUGUUUGUGAGGAAAGAUGACGCCAUCAGCGCCUACAGAAAAUACAACAACCGCUGUCUGGAUGGUCAGCCAAUGAAGUGUAAUUUGCACAUACAGGGCAACGUGAUCACCUCAGACCAGCCCAUCCUGCUGAGGUUGAGUGACAGUCCUGCAGGGGGCGCCAGCACCAGUAGUAGUAGCAGCAGCAGCAGCAGUAAGAAGGAAGGUCUCCCAGCGGUGCUGUCCCGCCCUCGCUCCAGCUCCGCCCAGGCUGAGGUGGACCCCCAGACCAUCUUAAAGGCUCUCUUUAAAUCGUCCAAUCAGAGCACAGCAACCACAGAGCCGGCCACCGCGCAGCCUACAGCCUUCCGCAUCAAAAUAUAACCCACACACACUCUCUUUCUCUCUCUCUCUCAAUUACUCACGCACACAGGCGCACACACACUCUCCGACAGACAGUGUAUGGUACUGUGGGCAGAUGUGGAUCCUCCAGGUCCGGAAAGUAGAAAUCCACCCCAGGGUUUUCUUCGUCUAUGGUUGAUUUCACACUACACAAUUUUAGUCAUAAUUUUGCAAACUUUUAGUCUUUACUUUGGUCAAGUGACAAAUAUCGAUCAGGUUUAAUAUGUGUACCUAUCGGUGACUCAAAAUCUGAUUUGGCGACUUCCUACGGCCAAUAAGAAAACAGGGGACAGGGUGUGGAGAAAGCCAAGGGCGGAGUUAGACAAAAUCAACAAGUCAGCUUGUGUUGAUCCUUUUUUUUUUUUUUAUCCAUUUCAUUCAUUCUUUUUUUUUUUCAGUUUUUUUUUUUUGUUGCUACAAAUUAGUGUGCAUAUAACUCAUAACACCUUUCUUACAGUCCAUUUUAGCAGAAAAAAACUGUGGGUUUUCAUGACUGAGCAUAUUUUUGUAGUGUGUAUUUAUUUAGUAUGUUAAACCACUUAAAUAUUUCCUAUUACAAGACAAGAGUACAAUCAUCUGACCAUUCUGAACUGUGUUUUGUAAAUCCAGCUUAAGCUGCAGUUAAAACAAAACCAUGGGGUGGAUUUUUACUGUCUGGAAUUGGAUUUACACCACAGAGUGUGUGCGGUGGUGUGUGCUGAUUGUUCUUGAUUGUUAGUUUUGUGUGUUUAAAGGUGUUUUGUUCAGUUUUAGUUCACAUUGAACAUCAAACAGCCGAUACAAGAAUGCGAUUGUUUUCUUUACCAUUUUAGUUUUUAAAAGUCCACCCACUAACAAACACACGCAGACACAUACACACACACAUACAUAUUCACAAAUACAUUUACAGAGGUGCGGGUGAAUGCGGGGUGUAGAGAUGUACAUGCUCUGUAUAAAAGCCUUUGUUAGUCAUUUCUGUAGGGCCGUGUCCCAAUCCUCAUCCUUCUCCUCCUCAGUAGUGUGUUUCUCGUCAGUUCCUGUGGUUUGGGGUGCGGCUCCGGACCCGUUAGACUGGGAUUAGGACUGUUUGUCCCGAGGCCGGUCGCUGCCACACCCUUUUUUUUGGAAUGUUUUUUUUUUUUCUCUGCAGUAAAUCUCUUGCUUUAUA
Messenger RNA from Astyanax mexicanus (Mexican tetra), 2763 nucleotides. It is a transcript of the gene poldip3, whose product is annotated as polymerase (DNA-directed), delta interacting protein 3. The record is from RefSeq and is a predicted model, not a curated record. Lineage: Eukaryota; Metazoa; Chordata; Actinopteri; Characiformes; Acestrorhamphidae. Gene Ontology annotation, cellular component: nucleus. Gene Ontology annotation, biological process: mRNA export from nucleus. Bases 57 to 1598 code for a protein of 513 amino acids. Gene Ontology annotation, molecular function: mRNA binding. The transcript has 10 exons.